This is a messenger RNA of Enterospora canceri, 351 nucleotides long. NCBI's taxonomy places the organism in Eukaryota, Fungi, Microsporidia, Enterocytozoonidae. The record is from the annotation of a GenBank genome assembly.
AUGUCUGACAACGGGGAUGAAUUGGUCAAUCUGACAUCAAGUCUGAAGAAGUGCUUCCAAAUUGCAUAUAACCACGUUCAGGCAGCACCAGGCGCAACAGAGGUGUACAAGACACUGAUACGCAACGAAGAGAUGCAACUGGUUGUAUUGAGCAAAGAUCUGCCAGAUAAGCCAAGAGAAAUGAUUAUGGCAAAAUGCCAGUCAAAUAAUGUUCCAGUCGUGUUCAUCGAAACAAGAAGUGAGCUUGGAAAACUGUGUCCUACAAAAGUGAAGAAUGCAGGUGCAUUUGGAAUAAAGAACUUCAUGUUGGAGACAGAAGAGAAGGCAUUUCUGAUGAGUCAGUUGAAAUAA